UGUGUAAGAAAAAACGCUCGUGCGCCGGUACACGAUGACGUCACUAAACUCUAUUCUAUCUCACUGAGAGGCACGCUCAAUAAUCCGGUUUUUCUGACGUUCUCUUCUACCUACGCAUGCCUGUGCUGUGUAUGUAGUUGUAACGGCAUCAUAAAUACGGUAAGGACAUAAAAGAAAACAUCAGUUUUUCUGAUGACAAUCUAAGAAGAUUAAAAUUUAUAUAAACAUGGCACAAGUCAAACAGUAUUCCUCAAACGUACUGGAUAUAACGCUUAUUAUUAAUAUGCGCAGUUCGCAAUUCACAUAGUAAUUAACAUUUUUCUACAGUAUUUCGCGAGAAUAUGUGUAUGUUUCUUUAAUUGGUUUUAGUAUUUUAAUGAAGGAAAUUAAAAUACUUUAAAUAAAUACGUUAAUUACGCGUUUAAGACAAGUCAUAAAGAAAUUAAUCUACGAAAAAAACAAGAAGAAAAUCUGAGAAUUUUUAUGCAGUAAGAUACUUCUUGAAAAGUGCUAAUGUCCAAAUAUGAGUCGUAACACGAAAAGUCGUAAAAAUGUACAAAGAAGAUCCGCGUUGUCGUUUGCUGGUGCGGAUGAUUCUAUUGACCAUUAUAUUGAUAACAUUAUUCAAUCUGAUCAUUGCAAAAACGUGGCGGAAAUUGAAAAAAGUGACGCCGCUUGUAUCCAGAAUGUGUUGAACGAUUUCGAUAAAAUGAUUAUGGAACAAAAGGCUUCCAAAGCAGGUAAUGCUACGAAAAAAAAACCGAAACAACCAAAGGAAAAAUCCGCGAUUAAGGAUUCAACGACAUCAACUUCUGAAGGAACUUUUUCAAAUAUGCAUUAUGACAUGCUCGAACCCAAAACCAAGGUUCAGACAAAAAAGAAAAGUUCAACAAAACAAACUCCCAAGACGGUAGAAGAAACAUCUUCGCGAGAACUCCAAUGCAAUACAGAUGAUGCAAAGAGAGCAGUUCAGAAAACUCCAGAACCUAGUGUCAAAGAGAUUGCCGCUAAAGAAUCAGUCAAAAAAGUAAACAAGAAAGACGUAAAAAAUACGAUUGAUACAAAUCUGUUAACAAGUACGCCCCAAAAAAAAUUGUUUGAAACAGUAGGAGGAGAAACGGCGAAAAGCGAAAAGUCGACCGUAAAUAAAAAGAAGCAAAAAAUGACAGAUUCUGAAAAUACAUCGAAGAAACAUGUCAAGCGCCAAAUAAAAAGGCAAAGAAAAAGAACAUUGAAAGAGAAACCGAAAGAUAUGGAGCGUUGUCAAGAUGAAGAUAAUACAAAAGUUUCUAAUAAAAAUGAUAAUUUAAAAGUGGAGGAACCUAAAAAUGUAUUAGAAGAAAACGUCGAAACAAAAUUAUAUAAAGAUAUGAUGAAAUGUAAUGUAGAAGAUGAGAAAUGCAAAUUGAAAAUUGUUAAGAAAUUAAAAGAUCUGAAGAGCUUUAUAGACAAAUCACCUAAAUGCGCUAUAUCAAAUACAUCUUCCAAACCAUUAAAAGAUAAUAUGGAAUGUACCAAAAAUCAAUGCAAAAAAGAGGGCGCAAAAAAUUCUCGCACAUAUGAGGAAGGCUUACUACAAGCUAAAAAACAAUCAGAGGAAAGAAAAGAAUUUAGAAAAUCUAAAAAGGCAGCAAAAGCUAUGGCUAAACUUAGUCAUGAAAUAUCAGCUGUCAAGAGAAAAAUGGAAUGCAUAAAAAAUGAUUUAGAAAGCAGAGAGUCAUUGGAUUCUAGUAGCGAUUAUUCCGACGAGUCAUCAUAUUCGUCUUAUUCGUCAUAUUCAUCUUCAUUUUCCUCCUCAUCACACUCGAGCGAUUGUAGUUGUUCAUAUUGCGAUUAUUACACGAGCGAUGAAUACACCGAGUAUACGUGUGGUUCGUCUGAUUCUUCGACUUAUAGUGCAAAUAGCGAAACAAGAUCAAAAGGAAGUAAAAACAAAAGCUCGCAUUGAAAUAAAAAUUAUAAAAAAAAUAAUAUUCAAAAUUAAAAUCGCACACACAUAUACGACAAAUUCAAAAUUUUAUUUUAAUAUAAUAAUAAUUUAUAUAAAAAAUUUUAUUGCUAAUACUUAUAUAUAAUAAUCUGUAUACUUUAUUUAUAAUUUAUGUUUUUGUAAUAAAUAAUUAUAGUUUAGUUAAAGAAAGAGAGAGAGAAAAAGCGCGAAUUUAAAUGGAUUGAAUCUAACAGGAUACAGAAAGUUUUUUAAAAUCGAUGUGUACAUUUUUGUACUAUAUUCAAUAUGUCACACUUAAUUCUACACUUAAAUUAUCAUAUUUUUUAUCCAUGUUAAUUAUUAUUUGUUUUACAACAAUAUAUAAAACUAUAAUUUGUUACAGUUUAUUACUAAAUAUAAUUUUAUUUUAUAGUUUUAUUCAUUAAAUAUCUAAUUAGCUAAAUUCUUAACUGUAUAACUAUAAUUAUA
Molecule: messenger RNA, 2419 nt
Organism: Cataglyphis hispanica
Lineage: Eukaryota; Metazoa; Arthropoda; Insecta; Hymenoptera; Formicidae
Exons: 8
Coding region: 524-1948 (474 amino acids)
Source: RefSeq, a predicted model, not a curated record